AACAACAACAACAACAACGGCGACGACAGUGAUGACAACAACAACAACAACAACAACAACAACAACACCGACGACAACAACAAGACGCUUGACAUCUACAACUAAAGUGCCUAUGACUACAACUACAGAAUUUGUACCCGUGUAUCUAACAGCUCUGGUGUUUCGCUCUUUUGACAUAUUUAUAGUUGAACUCAGCGAUGUAAACUCUCAGGCUUUCAAGUCAAGGGCUGACCUUGUCAGAUCUCAGCUUGAACCAAUCUACAGAGCAAAAUAUCCUUCCUUCAUCAGAGUGAUUGUCUUACGCUUCAGUCCUGGGUCAAUCAUCACGGAUACACAACUAGUUUUUAACUCCACACAAGCUGUUCCAACCGUUCAAGAGAUUGCGAACUCUCUCUUGACAGCAGUGGAAACAGGAGGUGUCGAUCCACUGAAAAUAAUCCCUACAACAGUUUCAGUCAAUGGUUCAGUUAUAGCUACGACUGUAGCUGCAACUACAACUACAACUAAAACUGCAGCUGCAACUACAGCUUCAAGUGGACUGAAGAUUGAAUCCAGCCUGCUCCAAGCAACAUGGCUUAUUAUUAUGGCAAAAAUAUUACAGCUUUUCCUAUAGAUCCCUUAACAAUGAAUGCAAGUUGUGAGAAAUGCAAGGCAUGUGCAAGGCACGAAUUAUACUUGCAAAUUAUAAUAUUUUUGUAUGUGUAUUAGUAUGUGUAUUAUGUGUUAUUUAGUAUUGUAGCACACUCUCAAAAUAAUGGCAAUGGCAAUAUAAACACAAAGAAUUAAAAAAAAAUGUAUAUAUCAAU
Molecule: messenger RNA, 806 nt
Organism: Sinocyclocheilus grahami
Lineage: Eukaryota; Metazoa; Chordata; Actinopteri; Cypriniformes; Cyprinidae
Exons: 4
Coding region: 32-613 (193 amino acids)
Source: RefSeq, a predicted model, not a curated record